Messenger RNA from Colletotrichum paranaense, 1260 nucleotides. RefSeq lists its product as uncharacterized. The coding region runs from base 1 to 1260 and encodes 419 amino acids. The record is from RefSeq and is a predicted model, not a curated record. Lineage: Eukaryota; Fungi; Ascomycota; Sordariomycetes; Glomerellales; Glomerellaceae. The transcript has a single exon.
AUGUCCUCUGGGGAUUCUGGUUUGCCUUCAGCCUCCGAUCUCAUCACCUACAUUGGCGUCCCGCUGACAGUUAUUGGAUUGCUUCCAAUCAUUUACAAUGAUGUUGCCACUCUGAUCCACCUGCACAAGAUCAAGCGGGUGCUACGCCGCAACGGAAUUUCUCCACCACUCCGCUCAGAUAUCUUCAACCGCAUUGUUGAAGUGGAGUUUCCCAGGUACCAUAUUCAAUCACCGCAGAGACAAGCCAGUGAUGAUACCACAGAACAUCAACCAAUUGUUUCGAAUGCGAAUGACGAUAUUCCUCUAAGAAAUCUGAGCCCAACGACAUCGACAUUGAGAGAAGAAUACCUUCCACCGCUACAAGGCGGUGAUAUCCCCGGAGGUAGUUGGUCAUUCUUGAAAUGGAAAGGGCACCAAAUUGGGACCAGAACCCAAAGAACGCAACCUGGAGACAAUCUCCGACAACCGCGGGCUCAAGUACGUUUCUGGGAUCUGAUCCUUCGACUUUAUCGGUCGGCUCGUGUGACAGUCGAUACAACGGGGUGGUGUGAGCUCCAAGAAAGGCCCCUUUGGGUGAGAGGUCGUCACUUGAUGACUCUGAGUGACACUCCACGGGAGUCGACUUGGAUACUUCAGGUGGCUUCCUACCAUGACUCUGAAAGCUCAAUUUCCCUUGAGUUCGUUCGGUCAGGUUCGAGGAGCGACUGGUCGUCUUUCCUCGGAGAGGGACCAGUGAGAUUCACUACGCAUGGAUCUAUCACUCUCCCGUGUCACCACCACCGGGAUCACAAACACCGGGAGCCAGCGGAUGAAGUAAAGAGUGAUUCUGGUUCAAUAACUCGCGAUGUAACAAAUAAUGGGUUGGUAGCUGCAUACCCAAGCUCCAGGAAAUGUGACUCGUUCAACAUCGAACAUCUGCGAACCGAUAAUGACCUCAGUCACCAGGGGAUUCGGUUCGCCAGUUGCGCAAUGGCAUUGUACGCGCAAAGUUCAACCCCAACUUUGCAUUACAGAGUUCCUACCAUUAUACGCCGACUCGCAAAGCCAGAUUCCAUUCCGGAAGGCGUCAUCAGGUUACUGUAUGGCAAGGGAGUCGAAGAAAUAUCGCCCAUAUUUGCCCGCAAAUACCUCAAAUCGGAGGGAAGUGGCCAGGAAGAGCAAAUACAUACAUCACCAAUAGACAACAAUAUUUGGAAAGGGAAAGAGAUAGAAAGACAUUGUUAUAUGCACGUCCAGAAAGGUGAAUUUCGAAUAUCGUAG